AUGUCGGGGCCGGCCGUCUGGCGCUCACUGGAGGACCGUCCUGCAGCCGGGAGGCCGGCGGCCAGCGACACUGCCACCGAGACGCUGCUCUCUGCUGUUGCAGCUGCUGUGAGCACCGCGGGUCGCCUGGAGCCCCCAGGCAGGGCCCGCCGUCGGGAGCGCCCCUUCCGGGAAGCCCACGGCCCCUCCGCAGGCUUCCGGAAGGUCAGCCUGGACGACCUGCGCCGGGCGCACGUGGUGAAGGACGUGCAGCGCUACAUCCUGCAGCGCCUGGACCGCGAGGAGGCCCUGCGGCGGCACCUGACCAAGGAGACGGCCGAGAUGCUCAACCAGCUGCACAUCAAGAGCGGCGGCUGCUUCCUGUUCCUGGAGCGCGUGCUGGACGGCGUGGCCGAGGGCGGCGUGCUGCUGCGCGAGGUGCGCGACAUCCCCGGCACCCUCAACGGCCUCUACCUCUGGCUGUGCCAGCGGCUCUUCGUGCGCAAGCAGUUCGCCCGGGUGCAGCCCAUCCUCAACGUGGUGCUCGCCGCCCGCCGCCCGCUGACCGUCACGGAGCUGUACCACGCCGUGUGGACCAGGAGCAUGGCGCUGACCGUGGACGACUUCCAGCGCAAGCUGGACGUGCUGUCCAAGCUGCUGGUGGACGGGCGGGGCGGCACCAAGACGCUGUUCCACCACAGCUUCGCCGAGUGGCUGCUGGACGUGAAGCACUGCACGCAGAAGUACCUGUGCAGCGCGGCCGAGGGCCACCGCAUGCUGGCCAUGAGCCACAGCUGCCGGGCGCCGCGCCUGUCGGCCCUGGAGGCGCAGGACUUCGCGCUGCACCUGGCGCGCUCCAACCUCACGCCGCUGCUGGCCGCGGCCUCCAUGGGCCACGCGGCCGUGGUCAACGCGCUGCUGUUCUGGGGCGCGGCCGUGGACAGCAUCGACGGCGAGGGCCGCACCGUGCUCAGCAUCGCCGCGGCCCAGGGCAACGUGGAGGUGGUGCGGACCCUGCUGGACCGCGGGCUGGACGAGAACCACCGGGACGACGCCGGCUGGACGCCGCUGCACAUGGCCGCCUUCGAGGGCCACCGGCCCAUCUGCGAGGCCCUGCUGGAGCAGGGCGCGCGCGCCAACGAGAUGGACAACGACGGCCGGAUCCCGUCCAUCCUGGCCGCCCAGGAGGGCCACUACGGCUGCCUGCAGGUGCUGCUGGAGGCCAAGGCCAGCGUGGACCACCGGGGCUACGACGGCAGGAACGCCCUGCGCGUGGCCGCCCUGGAGGGCCACCGGGACGUGGUGGAGCUGCUGCUGAGCCACGGCGCCGACGUGGACUGCAGGGACGCCGACGGCCGGCCCACGCUCUACAUCCUGGCCCUGGAGAACCAGCUGGCCAUGGCCGAGUGCCUGCUGGAGAACGGGGCGGACGUGGAGGCCAGCGACGCCGAGGGCAGGACCGCGCUGCACGUGUCCUGCUGGCAGGGCCACCUGGAGGUGGUGCGGGCGCUAGCCAAGCUGCGUGUCCUCAGCAGGGAGCUGGACGCGAGGCCAGGUGGGCGCCGGGGCCGGGCCCUGCGGGCCGGGGGUGCGGGGCUCUACACGACCGCUGUCCUGCCGGUGCUGAGCCAGACCGGGGCGCCUGGCGUCCGGUGA
Messenger RNA from Condylura cristata (star-nosed mole), 1635 nucleotides. RefSeq names its product ankyrin repeat domain 50 (gene ANKRD50). Gene Ontology annotation, molecular function: protein binding. Bases 1 to 1635 code for a protein of 544 amino acids. The transcript has 4 exons. The record is from RefSeq and is a predicted model, not a curated record. Lineage: Eukaryota; Metazoa; Chordata; Mammalia; Eulipotyphla; Talpidae.